UUGGUGUGUAAGUGGAGCAGUGCUAGGCUUAUGUUUACUGUUCGGGGUAAUGAUUAGAAAGAUUAUUAUGAAGUUCAAUCGUGGAGGUCGAUUCGGUUCAGUGAAGUGAAUCUUGAGGAACUAAUGUGUGCAGGGUGUUUGUUAAAUACGUUAGAGUAAUUUCUUUCGGUGGUCUGUGCCUCGGCAUUCGUCAAUCAUUAUGUUGAAGAGCUGUUACCUUUAAAUACAUCAUUUUGCAGGCAGGAACCAUUCGUCUCAAGUCGGUGAUAAGAUGUUUUGUGAUUUUUCAUAAUUCAAGGAACGUGUAAUUUGACGUUUACAACCGUAUGCUCAUCGUUACUCUCGUAAUUAAAGGUUUAGGAGUAGAAAGUCUGAGCCGUUAACAUUCAUUGGUAUUUCUGUAAUCGCGAUUCUCAGAAAAGUUUAAAUGUCACAUACCCAAAUGAAAAUUCAGUUUUUUUGGAGGCACGAAGUCUGUUUUGGUUAGUGUUGAUUGCAGCACACAUCUUUACAAUAUGGAAGGAAAUAUUGAACGGGAAUUCAGUGCGCUGGGAGGUUUAUUUCAGCAAAUAAUAACGGAUAUGAAGAACGGAGCCCCGCUGUGGGAGGACCUGGUGGCCAAGGCGACCAAGCUGCACACCUGCCUGCGGGCUGCCAUCCAGGCCAUCGCCAGCUACUUGGACGCCUUCCAGAAGAUAGCGGACGCAGCCACCAACACCCGAGGGGCCACGAAGGAGAUCGGCACGGCGCUCACGCGGAUAUGCCUCAGACACAAGGCUGUCGAGGCGCGGAUGAAGACCUUCACCAGCGCCAUCAUGGACUGCCUGGUGAUCCCGCUGCAGGAGAAGCUGGAAGACUGGAAGAAGGCCGUCGUCAACCUGGACAAGGAGCACGCCAAAGAGUUCAAGCGGGCGCGCGCCGAGCUGAAGAAGCGCUCCACAGACACCCUGCGCCUGCAGAAGAAGGCGCGCAAGGGCAAGGGGGGGGAGCUGGAGCGCCGCGUGGAGAGCUGCCUCCAGGACGUGACGGAGAAGCGCCAGCUGCUGGAGCAGACGGAGAAGCAGGCCGUGCGCGCCGCGCUGGUCGAGGAGCGCAGCCGCUACUGCCUGCUGGUCGCCUUCCUGAAGCCCGUCAUGGUGAGCGAUCCCCCCGUCCCGUCACCAUCGCCAUCGCAGCGGCUCUCUCGCACUUGCCGUUCGUGCGUGUGUGUCGCCAGGACGAGGAGGGUGGCGAUGCUCUCGGAGCUGUCGCACCUGCAGGAGGCGGUGGAGCAGGUGCAGAAGCACGCGGCCGACCCCUUCGUGCUGCCCCCGGCCAGCGAGCAGGUGCUGGCGGACAUGCGGGGCGGGGAGGGGGGUUGGCAGCUGCGGUCCCCGCCGGGCAGCCCCGGCUCGCUGGGCUCCCGCAAGUCCAGCAUGUGUAGCAUCAGCAGCCUGAACAGCUCGUCGAGCGGCAGCACGCGGUCCCGCCAGCACUCGCCCAACCACCACCACUGGCACCGCUCCCUCUCGCAGCGACCUCGACAAGGAAUCGGUAUUCUACGACUAUCGAGCAUUUCGUCCCAGGACUCUGGGUUCACGUCUCAGGACGCGUUGUUUGUGCGGCCUCGCAGUGGCCACAGCGAGCUGCAGUUGCAGGCGUCGGAGCACGGGGCCGGCUCCGGGGGAACCCCGGCCGGGACGGGGGCGGGCGGAGCGCUGCCCCCCACCACCGCCACCUGGCCCAACCUGCAGGAGACGCUGCAGUUCGAGCGAGCCGCCAGCGCCAUCAUGAGCGAGCGCCCGCACACCAUCUCCUCGGCGUACGAGCACGGACACCAGCGCCCGCCGCUCACCGUGUACACGUUCCAAGCCCCGGAGGCGUGCCACUCCCAGCCGGCCAGCCCCACGGCGGGGCCCCCGGCGGGGGGCAGGGGGCCCGCGCAGAAGCAGCCGGCGGCGGCGCUGCUGGCCUGCGAGAGGCCGCCGAUCCCGGAGCGGUGCUCCUCCCUGGAGCGGCCGUCCGUGCCCCACAAGGCUCCCGCCGGGCCGCACAUGGGCGUGGCCACGCCGCUGCGCCACGUGCUGAAGGCGCAGCAACAGCAGCAGCAACAACAACAACAACAACAACAACAACAACAACAACACUCGUACCCCCACCACGUGCAUCACCACCCCGGCCACAAGGGGGAGCGACCGCAGCCGCCCAUGUACGUGAACAUGCACGAGUUGGCGAGCCUGGCGGCCAGCAAGGCCCAGGAGAUGGCCUUCCCUCCCCCUCCCCCGGAGCUGACGGCGGCCGGCCCCCCUCCCGACGCCCCGGAAAAGGCGGAGGGCCAGGAGAGAGACGGCAGCACGAGCGAGAGCUCGGUGGAGUCGUCCAGCGGCUACGGCAGCCAGACCAUGAUCCCCGCGGACGACGCCGCCCACGCAGAAGAUGUGGUGUUGAGUGUGUGUAGUUUGGGCAGCGCCGGCCAGUGUCGCACGCCGCCGCGCUCUGGGACUCCGGCCUUGCCCCCCGCUGGGCCCCCGCGCCGGCGUCCCCUCUCGGCCGCAGGCUACCCGUGCGGCGCGAUGCACAACGCGCUGCUGCGCCGGGGCUCCGUGCAGGGGCAGAAGCCGCCGCCGCCCGUCAGGCGCACGUCCUCCAUCUCGCUGCGCCAGCACCAGGCGUCGCCCAUGGCCGUGCCGGAGAACCUGCCCCCUCCCCCGGCCUUCCUGCUGGAGUCGGCGGCGGCCGGCGUGAGCGUGGCCGACACCGUGCGCACGCUCACGGAGUUGAGGCACACGCCGGCCAGCCCCGGGGCGCCGCGCCGGCGCCGCUCCGAGGACACGGGCUUCCUGCACGCCCUCGGCGCCAGGCUCGCCGCGCAGCAGCAGCAGCAGAGCAGCCGCGCCGCCAGGGUGCGCCUGUGGGCGGCCAGUCGCGCGCUGCCGGACCCCGUGCUGUGCCACGAGUCGCUCAUGGACCAGAUCAGGCGCGGCACCGCGCUGCGUCGCACGGGCGCCGUCAACGACCGCUCCGCGCCGCGCAUCCGCUGAUGUUAGGCUGACGCACGGGAGAACUCUUCAGUUUCAACACUUUCCCGUACCACGCGACGUUUCUUCUUGGUUCCUCAAACCACGUCGAAGAGGAACAAAUGAGAUCUCUUGUUUCGAAGUGACAGAAACAUCCGUGCUGUAAGACUUUCAGUUCACUUGUUCUAUAGGCUGUCGCCGAAUAUCGUACGAGACUUCAUUUCUUGCCAGGGCGAGUGUUCACUCACUUGCGUGAUCCUUCAUUCAGAAAGCUUGUGGGAUGUAAUUGACACAUAUUAUUAUACCAAUGAUGGGGAGCCGGGCUGAGAGGUUCUCAGACCUCGGUUUGAGACUGGAGUGUAGCGAGGUAGCAACAUAUUCCUAGCAAGAGUACCUACCAUUCAAGACAUUCAGUAUUAAUGUUCUGUUCAUAUGCAUAUAUAUUACGUGUAGCCUUUGCAUGUCUUUCCAUUUACUACUUGUGGACUGUUGUUGUAUGUACAUAAAUAAGUAAGUCUUGGUGUAGUCGCGUUUGUGACAGUCAUAGUUAGGUCGUAAGCGAGAAGCAGCACUUGUGUAGGUAAUAAGUAUUGUUUACAUGGAUAUAAUGGUUAUAUGGUCAGGAGUUCUGGUAUACCAGUCACCCAAGAGAGGUCAGUUCAUAACGCAAAGUUUAGUCUUUGUGCACGCAUAGAAUAUCAGCAGGAGACAAAUUCUUUUCCUCUUCAUUUUACUGAAAUUUUUUCGAUGCUAGUUACUUGAGCAUUUAAAGAGGUUUGCGUGUGAUCUAUUCUCAAAUAUUUGGUGUACAGUUCACAGUUUCCCCCCCACGCCAGGAAAUUUCACAAACUAUGUUCUAGACAUCUUUCUAGUUUUGUCUGUUGAAACUUAAUGAUUGUCAAGUAGUUCUAUAACUGCCUAUUGUGUUCUGUUUCAUUCAUCGAAUUAAUCUACAUAUUGGGAAAUAAUUUCAUUGAAUUCUGACAAUCACAGGAUACAUUUAUAUAUUUAUUUCAAUAAAUAUCUUGUUAAGAAACGUCUUCAGGUCCUGAAGUCCAGCUGUUGCCAUACGACCUCUCUUCUUAUCUGUAGCUGCCAACAUGCACCUGGGAACUUAAAUCCUUAAGGUCCUAUCUUUCUAGCAUACAUACACCUAUAGAUCGCUUCUCUCAUCUUUCUCUCUCUCUCUCUCUUGACUGGUGGCAAUGCAAGUGUAAGAUGUGUGAGGUAGACUGUGAUUGGUCAACAUAGCAAUUAAGGCCCUUGUGGUGGCUGGUAGUUACACAUCUUCCCACUGAAGUGAGUGUAGCAAAUGUUAUUCAGUGCUGAAACUACUAUCAAUGUUACGUCAACCAAAGAUAAAGAAAAAUAUAACCUAAAUUUUUUAGUUUAUGAUUAAUGUUAAUGUCUUUCUUUUUUGUAAACCAGUUUAUUUUAAGUAGAGUUACGUAGCUUGAACAUUAUUAAUGGAUAAUAUGGGUAAUGUUUUCUUGUAUUCAAACAACCCGUUUUUGUGAGCUCUGUCAGUACUAAGUAAAGAGCUAUUUAAUAAAAUAAAAAAAAAUUUAUUUCCAGAUUUUGAGUGGAAAUAACUGUGCUACCGUAGUGUCUGGCAUAUAAGACGAAUGUCACCUCUUCAGUAAUGACGGUUUGAAAAUAUAAUUUGGCACAAUUACAUAAGAUGGUCCAAGGAAUAGAAGUAUCACAGCUUUUAUUAUACACGUGCAGGGUGAAGAAAUUUGGUUAGCAAUGUAUGAGGGAAUAAUGAUAAGACUUGUUUUGCUCGCUGUUCGACUAGAGUCCGGAGCUGGGCAGCAGUGAUGGCGGGAAAGUGCUCUAGCAGAGAGACAAGGGUAGCUUAUUGACCACAGUUCCGUUAAACAAAUAAAAGACUGCAGAUCAGUUUCCACUGGCUUGGUUUUAAAUGCUGCAGCACAAGUGGAGGUUGUGAAGCAUAAAUACGAGGGUUCAUAAAGACUCGGAACUUGUCAUUCCGUUCUAAAAUAACUCUUCCUCAUUAUCCUGUGUGCGAAAGUGACGUAAGCACCAUCACGCAGUACAACCUGUGAUGAAGUAAGGCUAGUAGCAGCUUUAAGCUAAAUUCUCACCUUAUAUGCCGGUAAUUACUGUACUUUUAAACUUGCCGUUCAGUACUGAGGUAUUGGGAAAUCAACGUGUUUGAAGUGUGUAUGCAUCACUUUUUGCUGUUAGUUUGCGUGUGUUUUUGUGGGUUUAUGGUAUCGGGAGUAAUUUAUUGGCAACUUAAGAGAGUUCUUUAUUUAUUUUUUUACUUCAGUGUGUUUACAUAAGUAGGUGGCAGCUAGGAGGCAGUUCACAUUUGUUACUGUUGUUUCACUUAGAACAGGACUGAGGGCUGGUCUGAUUUUUGCAUAAUAUUAUGAAUUAGUGUAAGAAAAAUUAAAUAAAUUGCUUCCCACAAACCAUUUCCCCUAUCCCUCGUGUAAGCAGGUAGGAUGUAACUAUGCGAAAGGUUAUCGUAGCACCCUUGAAUUUAUAGUACUUAUUUUGUCUGUGGUACAGUAGACUCCCAAUUAGCUGCAGUAAUGGCUGGCUAGGGGUCCUUGGAUAACCAAAAUGCUCUUAGUCAUAAAAAAAACUUUUCAUUUUGAAACAAAUGUUUAUCCCAACUAUCUAGACAAACACUGUAUAAGGUUGAACGUAAUAGGUAUUAUUGUUAGACAUAUUUUACAAAAAAAAAUGUUGCAAUAUGUACAUACCAAAAUAUGGCCAUAUUUUACGGUGUCAUAUUUUAUGUCUAACUUGUCAAUAAUUUUCAAUUUUUGUGGAAUGUCAAGUACCACUUGUUUGCCUUUAUUAUUAGACAAAACUUUCCUUGAAGCAACGCAGGCCAAUCACUCUCGUGAGAGGGUCGUAACAAUGGUGUUUCGCUGUAUUCUGUUAAAAAUUUGUUUCAGUGUAAUUUUUAUUCUUGAGAAGGAAAUACAAUCCAAAGGUAAUUUAUAAAAGUUAUAGCAAAAAUCAGACAGCAAUAUAUAUGUAUAUAUUUUGUGCCUUUUCCUUGCCCUUUCAGUAAAUUUAAUGUGAGAGAUGAAUGUGCAAAGUAGAUUAUUAAAACACCAAAGCUUUAUUUUUUCAGACACAGUUUCAGAGUGGGUUGAUUCAUCUCUCUGUUUUUGUCCUCCAGAUUCAACAUUUGUUUGACUGAAAUAUAAAUAUUUCCAAGGGUCUGGGUAUUGUAGAAGAAAAAUUAUAAAUGAGGACUUUUUCCAGAUACGUAUGUAUAAAAUUAAUUGAGUGCAGUAACGUAAAGAUACAGUUGCAUUGUAUCCACGUUUUGUGUCUACGUAUUUCUUAUAUUGUGUAUUUAAUGAGUUUGGCAAUGUAUCCUCUUCCUCCCAUUUUCAGUAUUGUGUGUGUUUAAGUGAUUUAAGAUGACUUUACACUUGUAAGCAACUACUUAAUAUAAUUGUGUGUAAGCUUGACGGGUGAAUAAGUGAUCCAUGGAGCGUGAUAAACCAAGGCAGGUUGAAGCUGUGUACAAAUUAACUUGCAUGUUUUAAAACUUUAAAAAAAUGUAAUGUUUUGAUCUGGUUUAUUGGCUUUACUUGAAAACCAAAAGGAAAAUGCUUUUAUUUUUACAUGAACUCAAUCUGUUUGCAUACUGGAGAAAGCUAAAACUAUAUUCUUCAAUGUGUAUAUAUUUACUAAUGUAGCUUAGGAAAAUGGAAGACUGAUAUGAUAGUCAAUAUUAAUUUAAGAAAAACUGUUCAAAAUAAUUGCAUUUUGUUAAUCAAGAUUAACUUGGCUCAAGUUUGCACGUAUAGGUAUGUUUUGUACAUUGUAAUCGUUUAGAGCAGACGAUGUUGGAAUGAAUAGCGAAAUUUAAUUUUGCUUAAUAGACUUUCCCAGCAAAGCUGACAUUUGUGGCUUGAGUUGCGAGGGCUAGAAAUAUUUAGGGGGGGGGGGGGGGGGGGAAGUUUUUCGUAUUAGUGAUGUGCAUGCAGAUAACCUAAAUUUUCACUCCUAGUUUAUGUCCAUGACUAUCUUAAAACACAAUCUGUUUAAAUGUGACUGUUACCUAUUCAUGUUCCAAAAAAUUAUAGCAUUUGGCCUGGUUAGGACAAAAAUAACUAAACUGUUAUCUUCACUGUCAGUUUCUUACACAGACUAACUGAAUUUAAUAUUUGAGUUUUUAAAUAUUAGGAAUGUAUUAUAACAGUACUGAAAGUAAUUUGAAAUUAGGUUAUCUAUCUUACAAAAUAUAUAUGUGAAAGAAAAAAAAAGGUGUCGGUAUUUGACCAUUUUAAAAUCUUUCUGGAAUGAGCCAUUUUUUUAGAAUAACCGAAUAUCCUUCUGAGUCAGCAAAGUUGAUUUUCUACAGUGUGAAUAGUAAAAGUUACCUGGUUAUAAAUUUUUGCCUCAUAAGCCAAAGAAAUUUUUUCCCAAAAGCUAGCACGUUAAGUUAUAUAUUGAAUUAUUAUCAGUGGUAGGGUUAUCAGACAUUGCAUUUAAAAAUAUAGAGUUAAAUGUGGAAAUUUAUACUUACAGUAUAUGCAGUAUGCUGUAAUAUUUGGUGGAGAAUGGGGACUUAAUUUUUUCAUGGCGUAACUGUACGUAGCAGCAUGCUCACACCAUUCAGGUUUGGUGGUGGUGGUGAGGGGGGUGUGACCUUCAACAAGAGCUAAGCGCCAGUAACCUGCGAGCAUUCGUUCAGGCUAGAUCAUGUUCUUGAUGGAACCCUGUCGAGUGACUUGGUGUAAGCGCUAAAUGUGUUGGGCUGGGAAAAUCGAGUAUGAAGACGUUGGGCAUGGUUCGCCAAGUGUUCAAGGACGAAAGCUUGUCGCAAACUGCAGUUUUAAGUCGCAAGCUCUCCAAAAAUGGCGGAGAGAUUGUGAAGUGACGAGCCCCGCGCUGGACGUCCGUCGGCGUCAAGAACCGACGACAACAUUCAACGCGUGCGUGAAGUCCUGAAUUCUGACGGUCGGUUACGCGUGCGUAUGGUCGCAGAUGAAAUUGGCAUUGAUAAGAUUUACACUGAAAAUUUGGCGAUGCUAAAGAUCUGCGUGAAACUCGUCCUAAAGGUCUUGACGGAACAACCCCCACCCCCCUCACAGUUCCGACUUGGCACCGGCAGACAUUUUCCUGAAAUCCUUCCUCAAAGGACACCGCCAUGCGACCCUAAGUGCCGUCAAAGAAGCUACCCUUAAGGACCUUCCGCAACCCGCCUACCAGGGAGCCUUCGAGUCGUGGAAAAGCCGCUGGCAAAAGUGUGUCGAUGCUCAAGGGAUGUACUUGAAGAUUUUUGAGGCAUUGUAGCAAUAUCUGAAAUGGCGCAAAUCCAAGUUAAAAUAACAGAUGCUAAGACAGAGUGCAUAGAUGAGCAGCGUUAUAGUUGGUUACCAGGCUCACAGGUCUGUAGUAGGAUACAGUGCUCACCAAGAGAAAUGCAGCCCUACAAGCUUAAAACGAAAUUUUUGCUUUUUCGACACACAUUUUUCACCGUUCCUCAAAAACGGGUUCUAAUAAUGAGUUUUACAACAGGGUCUUACUGUUUGCUGGCUUGAAAUGUGAAAUUAGUGCAAGUAUGAAAUUUUUUGUGCUGUAUCCCAUUUAUCCUAAAUCCUCCGUUCUUAAGCUUUUCCUCUUGAAUAAGUACUUUGUGCUUGAUCUUGAGAUAUUUUGCCACCUCUCGACGGAAGGAAGGAUUCAGAAAGAGGGCGUGAGGUACGCUGCUACCACAGACGAUAGGUUGAGUGCUCAACCCGAUUUCCGGUUAGAGAGUUUAAUCUUGUUUUUUCCGAAGGUUAACUUACAAGUUCAUAAUGCAGGUGUAGGUGACUGAACAAAAUUUGUAUGUCUAAUGUAUAUUGAUUGAUCCAGUUAAUAAAAAAAAAACUGGUUCUAGUUAUCAGUACAAGUAUUGUAAAGAGGAGGAAAAGUUUGAUGCAUUAUUUUUUUGGUUGGGACAUAAUUUUUCUGUUAUUCCAUAAUGCUUUUAAAUAUUUCAUUUUUCAAACAGUCUAGCUUUUGAAUACCAGUCAAAUGUAAGGUUUGUCAAAGACUUAUUACAUCACAGAUGUGGAGAGGAAUUAAAGGCCAUAAUUUGGUUAAAGUAUUUUGCUUAUUGUUUUACAUUAAUCUUUCAAUACUGUUUCAACCUGCCUGCACACAUCCAAUUGUUUGAUGCUUGUCCAGUUGUAGUGUUACAUUGGCAGUUGUAUAAAAUUGGUCAGCUACUGUGUUUGAAGUGUCGAGUAAAAGUGUUAAACUUGAAGGUACAGGUAGUUGUAUUUCUGAAUUUUGUAAUUAAGAAAAAAUUGUAUGCAAAAAUUAUGUAUUUAGUAAACUUAUAAAUGGCAAAGAAUUGUUAUUUCAUCUCAACCUUAUUAAAUUACAAAAAAAUUUACUAAUGCAUUAUGAAAUAAUAUGUACUACCUAUUAUAAAUAACCACCGUGGCAAACAUAUAUUUUUUUGGAAUCAUUGCAUUGUGUGACAACUGCUAACUUAGCGUACAUACUGAAAAAUUUAACAAUCAAGAAAGUUUAAAAUUCACAUUACAUAGCUGCUUGCACAACCUCGCAGUACUCAUUUUAAUGUAUUAUUAGGGCCACCAGCAAGUGUGAUGUAGCGGGGGGAUUCGUUAGCGGAAGUCUUAAAGUUAUUAGGCACCACUAAGUCUAGGUGGCACGGAGCACGGACUCUACUCCCGAGGUGCGACGUCGCCCGUGUUGCGACGUGCUUGGUUUCCCCGUGCACCGGGACCCGGUCCGUUCCAUGUCGC
Bacillus rossius redtenbacheri is the source of this 9760-nucleotide messenger RNA. It is a transcript of the gene mim, whose product is annotated as protein MTSS 2. The record is from RefSeq and is a predicted model, not a curated record. Gene Ontology annotation, cellular component: cytoplasmic side of plasma membrane; actin cytoskeleton. NCBI's taxonomy places the organism in Eukaryota, Metazoa, Arthropoda, Insecta, Phasmatodea, Bacillidae. The transcript has 14 exons. Gene Ontology annotation, biological process: plasma membrane organization; cell projection assembly. Gene Ontology annotation, molecular function: actin binding; phospholipid binding. The coding region runs from base 516 to 3020 and encodes 834 amino acids.